AUGAAGUAUAGUGCAUCGCUGCCCUUGAUAGUGGCAGCUGCCACGCAGGCAUUUGUCAUUCCAAAUGAGGCCAUCACUGAGCAGCUCGCUCUUCAGCAACCCGAACCGGCUCAUGAUCACGAUCAAUGGUCAUCAUCAUGGCUGGACAGCAUUCCUUCCCUGGACGAUAUUCGUUCUUCAGCUGAAGACACCUUUUCCAACGCCAUCGAUGCAGUAAGCGACGGUGCCAAGUCCCUCCUUGACGCGCUCCCGGAUUUCGACUUUGACUUUGAGGCUGCCGAUUUCUUCUCACCAUUGGUAGAUGUAGAGCGGGAACGACCCGGAAAAGGUCACAAGGGCCACCAUGGCCACCACGGCGAGCCUCACGGGCCGUCUAACCUGACCAUUUACCAGGCCAUCCAUGCGUCCAAGUACUCGACCAAGUUUGCCGCGCUGGUGGACGAGUAUCCCGACCUCGUCCAGACCUUGAACAGCACAAAGCAUAACAUUACGGCGUUUGUGCCUGUCGACAAGGCCUUUGAAAAGAUUCCCGAACACCACAAGAAGCCGCCCAAGGAGUUUAUUGAAAAGGUGCUCGAGUAUCAUCUCGUCCCCGGUCUGUACUCUGCCAAGAGGGUAUUGGUCAGCCACACGCUGCCUACACUCGUCAAGGAAGAUGCUCUGGGCGGCAAGUCCCAGAGGCUUCGGACCAGCGUCAGCUUGUUUGGGCUGAGAGUCAACUUUUACAGCAAAGUUGUUGUUGCAAAUAUCCUCGUCAGCAACGGUGUCAUUCAUGGCAUUGACAGCAUUCUGGUCCCGCCACCUCCAGCCACCCGCAUCAUCCAGCUGUUCCCGCAAAAGUUCUCCACGCUGCUCCUGGCCGCCGAGAAGACGGGUCUCAGCAAGGACGUGGACGAUAUCAAGACGACGGGCGGCACCCUGUUUGCGCCCACCAACUGGGCCUUUGAGAAGCUCGGCCCCGGCGCCAAUGCGUUCUUGUUCAACACGGAAAAGGGGCUAGGGUACCUCAAGGCCCUGCUCAAGUACCACACUGUUGCCAAUGAGACCUUGUACUCGGACGCCUACUAUGGCCGCAGCGAGGUCGAUGCCGAGACUGCGCAGUUUCAUGUUGACCUGCCUACACUUCUUGAUGACAAGAGCCUUAGCAUCGACAUUGCUCGCUGGGGCGGUCUGAUUGACAUAAGAAUCAAUGGCUUCACCCACGUCUCCAUCCAGGACGGCAUUGCCAAGGACGGCGUUAUCCAGGUCGUGUCCAGCGUGCUCAUCCCGCCGCACGGAGAGCAUGGUAGCUACGUUGACGGCAAUGAGAUUGCCGUCGAGGAGUUGAUGGAGCGUCUGGAGCCGUUCCUCGAGGACGAGAACAAGGAUGGCAUCUCGGUUGGCGAGUUGUAA
Molecule: messenger RNA, 1392 nt
Organism: Pestalotiopsis fici W106-1
Lineage: Eukaryota; Fungi; Ascomycota; Sordariomycetes; Amphisphaeriales; Sporocadaceae
Exons: 3
Coding region: 1-1392 (463 amino acids)
Biological process (GO): macroautophagy
Cellular component (GO): fungal-type vacuole membrane
Source: RefSeq, a predicted model, not a curated record